GCGAAGAUAUGGAAUGAUGCAAGUCAAUUGCCUAACGUGGGUCCCCCCUUGUAAUGCCACACCCUUUCGUCAUCUCUCCAUUUUCAGAGAGAGAAACUCUCCACAGAUUUUAAUCAUUAUGUUAUCAUUCCUUUCUUUGUUUGCGCUUCGUACAUCCCUCGCGUGCUCUUCAACAGUGCUUCUUUCCUCUUCCUCCUCCCCUUUCUCACCCCCACGCCCCGCUCCUCCCGCGUCUCCCCCACGCCCCUGCCAUUCCCUCAACUGUCAAUCAUUUGACUGUCAAUUUUAAUCCAUAUUCUAAGCAUCCCUGCUAAUUUGUUUAACUACCAAACGAAUUUUGUCAAUUUCCUGCUUUCUUUCCCGUCAACAGAUAAUGUCAUGUACUUGUAAUCUUCAGUUUUUGUUCAAAACAACGUAAUCGAAACGUAUCCGUGAGAUCCACGUGGUCUAUAAUGGCGUCGCCAUUCUCACUAGUCUUGCGUACUCCUUUCUGCUCUGCUCGACACUAUUACUGCACAUAAAUUUCCUCUGUCACAGUGUCUAUGCACAUACAUAGAAAUAAAACAAGCACGCAAGACUCGUCCCAAUUUAAGAGCCAGACCUUACCGCAUCCACCUUUAAUUUUCUUUUCAAAGCGCGAGCGCGCGCACAGGCACAGAGAUUGCAGUAUGUUUGCCGAAGAGAAUGGUCUUAAGGGAGACCCAAGGCUGCAAGCCAUAUCUCAGGCCAUUAGAGUGGUGCCUCACUUCCCCAAACAAGGAAUAAUGUUUCAAGACAUUACGACAUUGUUGUUGGAUCACAAGGCCUUCAAAGACACGGUCGACAUUUUUGUCGAUCGUUACAGGGACAUGCACAUUUCCGUUGUUGCCGGAGUGGAAGCAAGAGGAUUCAUGUUUGGUCCACCGAUUGCGCUGGGCAUUGGCGCAAAGUUUGUUCCUUUACGCAAACCUCGAAAACUUCCCGGUGAGGUGAUCUCAGAGAAAUACGAGCUAGAAUAUGGAACUGAUUGCCUGGAGUUGCAUGUUGGGGCUGUCCAGCCUGGUGAACGGACCUUAAUUAUUGAUGAUAUGGUGGCCACCGGUGGAACUCUCUCAGCCGCAAUAAUGCUUCUGGAACGUGCUGGUGCUGAAGUGGUUGAGUGUGCUUGUGUCAUUGGUGUGCCUGAGGUGAAGGGACAUUGCAGGCUUAAUGGGAAACCAUUAUAUGUGCUUGUGGAGCCACGUGAAAUAGAUGAUUGUUUGAGAUGUGAUUGCAGUUCUGUUUCUGCUGACGUAAAAAAGGAUGAGUGUUUGAGGAGAAAGGUGAUGAUGUGCUCCUCCUACCAGUUCUCACCUGAAUGGACUGCCAAUUGAAAAUUGUAUCGCUGUGCUUCUCAGUUUUCUUUCUUGUUAGUUAUAAUUCUCAUGCAUCCACCAUCUUACAACCAUUAAUCCAGCGUUGAAUUUUUUCUCCAA
Prosopis cineraria is the source of this 1454-nucleotide messenger RNA. RefSeq names its product adenine phosphoribosyltransferase 5-like. The transcript has 7 exons. The record is from RefSeq and is a predicted model, not a curated record. Gene Ontology annotation, cellular component: cytoplasm; cytosol. Gene Ontology annotation, biological process: adenine salvage. NCBI's taxonomy places the organism in Eukaryota, Viridiplantae, Streptophyta, Magnoliopsida, Fabales, Fabaceae. Gene Ontology annotation, molecular function: adenine phosphoribosyltransferase activity. The coding region runs from base 543 to 1352 and encodes 269 amino acids.